Eublepharis macularius is the source of this 690-nucleotide messenger RNA. It is a transcript of the gene CABP4, whose product is annotated as calcium binding protein 4. The coding region runs from base 1 to 690 and encodes 229 amino acids. Lineage: Eukaryota; Metazoa; Chordata; Lepidosauria; Squamata; Eublepharidae. The transcript is spliced from 6 exons. Gene Ontology annotation, molecular function: calcium ion binding. The record is from RefSeq and is a predicted model, not a curated record.
AUGCCACGCAAGCAGUCUCGGAAGGUGGAGGGCCCAGCCAAGGGCAAAGCAGAGGAAGGGGAGCAGCCCACCAAGGAAGAAGGUGAGGCCAAGGGCAGCAAAAGACCUGGCUGCGAAUCACGGCAAAAUUCCCUAUCUGUGCGUAGGCACAGCAAGAAACCCCAAGUUGACCCUCAUGCAGCUGCCAUCAAGACCUACUCACCAUUCCUCAAUACUGUCUUUGGCAAGGAGAGGGAUCUUUCCCCUGAGGAGCUGGAUGAACUGCUAGAGGCCUUCAAGGAAUUUGACACCGAUGAAGAUGGCUACAUCAGUUACAAGGAUCUGGGGGAAUGUAUGCGGAACAUGGGGUAUAUGCCAACUGAGAUGGAGCUUAUUGAGAUCUCCCAACACAUCAAAAUGCGCAUGGGAGGGCGUGUAGACUUUGAGGACUUUGUAGAAAUGAUGGGCCCAAAGCUGCGUGAGGAGACAGCUCACAUGGUGGGCGUGAGGGAGCUGAAAAUCGCCUUCCGUGAGUUUGAUACAGAUGGAGAUGGAAUGAUCAGUGGGGCAGAGCUACAUCAGGCUAUGGCUGUCCUACUAGGGGAGCAACUCCUAGCCCAGGAGGUGGAGGAGAUCCUCCGUGAUGUUGACCUCAAUGGAGAUGGAAGAGUUGACUUUGAUGAGUUUGUGAUGAUGCUGUCAUCUCGGUAA